AUGGAUCUACCAGUGCCUUCUUCCAACGAAAAAUCCUCAGAUAUGAGCAGUUCAAAUGCAGAAGGGUCAACACAGCCGCCGAAGAACGAGAAUGCAAGCGAUGGGAAACGUACUGUGGAGGAAACCGUUCAUCAAGUUGCCACAAAAACCGAUCCGGUUGUUCAACAACCCUCCGCGCACGUGGAACCAACAAAAGCAGGUUUGGUGCCUCUGUCAAGCCAUACAUCUCCCCCUCGUCGUGAUAACCCCUAUAACUUCCUCUGGGGAGAAGAUAAUGACCCCUAUUUUCCCGUUAGAACGGAAUUCGAAGUCCCAACAACUGGCGAGCCAUCGGGAUUGGUACGAACAUCAUCGGGAUUAGCACGAACACCUUCCGCUGCAUAUAGUUUCGUUGGAGAAAAGUCGACCAAUUCCGUUGAACUCGAUGUCCCACACACGGAGGCGGCGGACGUGCACACACCGGUUGUGACUCAGGAUAUGCAGACCCUGUUCGCGCAACAGCAACGGGAGAUUCGGGAUGCUUUAGCAAAACAAAGUGAGAAAGCGCCUCCUCUGAAGGCACGUGCAGUUCCGGCCAAAGUUACGCCCAAACACACACCUAGUCAAUCCACAGCGGCAUUGGAUGUACGAGAAUCUAUUCUCGAGCGGCGCGAACGGGAAUUCGAUCGAAGGGAGCGAGAGAUUGACCGUAGGGAGCGUGAUUUAGAGCGUCGUGAACGCGAACUGGAGCGGAGACAACGGGAGUUUGACAACGACAGAGGGCGAUGGAAUACCAACGGCCAUAAUGUCCCAUGGCAGUGGCAAGACGCGAUGAAGAAUUUUAAGGACCAGAUAACGGCCGAUUUGUUAGCAGAAAGAAAGAAAGCGAUUGAGCGCGAAGCCUCAUUCGAAGAGAAGAUCAUCAAGAAGGUUAACAAAGUGCUCGAACAUGAGCGACAGCUAUUUGGUAUGAUGAGAAUGUCAGAAAAUGAAGUAAACGAGAUGGUAGAAAAUUCUGUUGGAUACCUUUUGCACAAUGAUGAAGACAUCGCCGAUCGCGUUCGCUUCCAAAGUCUGCUUCAUCUUACACAAGAAAGAUUAGCGUCUGAAGCAGGUUUGACACCACCACCUGGAUCGGACUCGUUUUCAUUAGCCUGGCGGCUUGCUCUCGGUCCCUCGGUUGUUACGGAGGAUCGGUACAAGAAAGCUUUGGAAUUACUGAAAGACAAGGUCCUCCAGGAAAGCACCAAAAAAGUUAUGGAAUGUAAAGCGGCCAUGGAAUAUGCGGUCGAGUACACUUCGCACCUACGCAAAGACGGGCCUGAAACUGGAGAUAUUUCCUUCUCAUUCGGUAGGAUACCACGAAGCGACUACAUGGAAUCUGUAAUACGCCACGCCAGCCAAGAUCCUGGCCAAUUGGAGGCGCUUACGAUUUUGGUAGAUUUUGUUGCUCCGGAAAUAUAG
Messenger RNA from Psilocybe cubensis, 1443 nucleotides. RefSeq lists its product as uncharacterized. The coding region runs from base 1 to 1443 and encodes 480 amino acids. The record is from RefSeq and is a predicted model, not a curated record. Lineage: Eukaryota; Fungi; Basidiomycota; Agaricomycetes; Agaricales; Agrocybaceae. The transcript has 2 exons.